Labeo rohita (rohu) is the source of this 1116-nucleotide messenger RNA. RefSeq names its product carcinoembryonic antigen-related cell adhesion molecule 5-like. The record is from RefSeq and is a predicted model, not a curated record. Gene Ontology annotation, molecular function: transmembrane signaling receptor activity. The annotation marks the transcript as partial. Gene Ontology annotation, biological process: cell surface receptor signaling pathway. Lineage: Eukaryota; Metazoa; Chordata; Actinopteri; Cypriniformes; Cyprinidae. The transcript has 6 exons.
CUCCUCCCUCAUCUCUUCUUAAACUGUGAAACUCAGGAAGUGUCUGAUGUCGUGCACACAGCACUGUUAAAACAGUCUAUUAAUGUGUCAGUAUGGGGUCCAGUGCACUGCCUCUCAUACUCUUGUUGACAUCCUUCAUCCAGUCUGGAUUCACUCGAGGUUUAUACAAACCUACACUGACUGUGACACCAGACAGUCCUGUAUUCACUGGAGAGACAGUCAAUCUGAAGUGUGUGGCUGAGUAUUACAGUUACUGGACAUAUGAGUGGUAUAAAGAAGGCCAAUACCUUCAAGUGUCACAGUGGACUGAUCAUUACACUGUAAAUGGAAACACUCUCACUAUCAGAGGAGCUACUGAGUCUGAUGCGGGUCAGUACACGUGUAGAAGAUAUAGAGGAUCAUACUCACCAGAAUCAAACUCUGUUUCUCUCAGUGUAAAGGUGACAGUAGUUCGUGUUCAUCCUGAUAAAAAUGUGUUCAGAGGAGAGAAAGUCACUCUCACAUGUCACAUACAGCAGACAAGAGACUGGCAGUACAACUGGUAUAAAGACGGAAAACCAGUUAACGGUGCAGAACAAGACCAGAACUAUAUAAUCUCAUCUGUGGAUUGGUCUCAUAGUGGUGUGUACAGAUGUAAUGGAUCUCAGUAUCCACAUCACUCAGAGUCCAGUGAUGGAGUUAAACUGACAGUAUCAGAUUUACCCACAUCUACAGUGACUGUGACACCAGACAGUCCUGUAUUCACUGGAGAGACAGUCAAUCUGAAGUGUGUGAUAAAGUCUGAUCACAGUAACUGGAGAUAUGAGUGGUAUAAAGGCAACAGAGACAAUCCAGUGUUACAGACGUCUGAUCAUUACACUGUAAAUGGAGACACUCUCAGUAUUGUAAAAGCAAUUACAUCUGAUCAGGGUCAGUACUGGUGUAAAGGACAGAGAGAUGGAAGACCACAAUCAUCACAUUUCAGCUCUGCUUUUUAUCUCACUGUGAAGGUGACAGUAGUUCGUGUUCAUCCUGAUAAAAAUGUGUUCAGAGGAGAGAAAGUCACUCUCACAUGUCACAUACAGCAGACAAGAGACUGGCAGUACAUCUGGAAUAAAGAUGGAAAUCAUGUUUACA